CAGGUGACAUGAUAUAGCCCAUAACCAAUUCACUUUGCUAGCUGCUUUCCUGUUGCAUGUUGAGUUGUGCCAACGUCUUGUACUUUAUAAGAUGGGCGUGUUGUUGGUGUCCAUAGCAGCGUCGGUGGCUGCCAUUGGAGCUUUCUUACCAGGCUACAACAUCGGGUCUGUGAAUGGACUUCAGAAUUAUCUUGGGUUUCUCAAAUAUUUCAAUUUGGGAAGUACUGAGACUAACUCGUCCGAUGCAUGUACCUCAGUGGACCAUCUCAGCGAAAACUCGCAGUUGAUUCUGGGCACCAUUGUGUCGGUAGUGUUCCUGGGAACUGCCACUGGGAACCUAAUCGCUGGAAAGUUGUCUGACUUGCUGGGCAGGAAAGCUGUCCUCCUAUUGUCUGGAGUGUUCUUUGUGUUGGGUGCUGCUGUUCUAGGAACUGCCCUACAGGGGGCUGUAUGGAUGCUAAUUGUGGGAAGAAUAAUUACUGGAUUGGGAUUUGGGACGUUCUUUAUGGCCUGCCCUGUGUACAUUGCAGAGAUUGCCCCCAGGCACAUCCGAGGGCGUCUGUCCUCCCUCAUAGCCCCGUCACUAACCGUGGGUCUGCUCACUGGUUAUGCUGUCAAUAUCGGGCUAUCGAGAGUGGACGCUGGCUGGAGGGUGGGUAGCCUCCUCACCGCCGUAUUUGGGUGUGUCUACAUUGUGGGUGUGGCCUUCCUGCCCAGCUCUCCAAGGUGGCUCAUGCUCAAGGGACGAGAGGCCGACGCAAGAGAAGCUCUGAAGAAGUUGAGCAUCUCUAAAGAUUUUAUCGAUGCACAGAUUAAAGAGAUCAAAGAGUCACUACCUUUAGACAAGAGCUCCAAUUGUUUGCAAGAGCUGAAAGUUUUCUUUCUGUGGAAAAAUAUAAAGAGGAUUAUACUUGGGAUACUGAUCCUAGUAUUCCAGUUUGCAACCGGAAAUCACAUUUAUUUCUACUCUGAGUCUCUGUUCUGUACCCUGGGAGUGCCCCCCUUCGUCACGUCCCUCAUCGUGGGGGUGUGCUCCGUGUGUGGGGCCAUCUUCGCUAAUCUCUUUAUUGACAAAUUGGGACGCAAGGUCCUUCUGGUAGGUGGGGGUGUGUUGAUGGCUCUUCUUGUGGUGAUAGCCGGCGUGCUGGUGGAUGCCUUCGAUCUGGAGGAGGUGGAGGGCGGGGCUGGGGCAAUCGGCUACAUUGUGGUCGUCCUCAUCAGUAUCUUCAUGCUCGUCUACACAGCCACCUGGUUUGUUACACCAAUUGUGAUUGCUGGAGAGAUCUUUGCUCUAAAAGGAAGAGCGUUGGCUGUGGCCGUCUGUUUGGUUUGCAAUGGAUUGGCGGGCUACGCUUUUACCCAGGUGUUCCCACUCGUGUUAGCCACACUGAAAGCCCACGGGUUCCUAUAUCUCCUAGCAUCCAUUGAAGUGGCUGCAAUCCUCACUGUCUUGCUGGUCUUGCCCGAGACAAAGGGUAUAAGUUUGGAAGAUGUGGAUCAACUCUUUGCCAAACCAUUUCUGGAACGAACAGGCCUGUCAAAAUGGCUAAGGUGCUGCAAGAAAUAUGAGAUACCAUCGAAUAAUUUUGACAGCAGUACUUCCAAGUCUGUACAGGUGGAGACGACACUUCACUCUCACAGCGAAGGCUCGUUGCCUCACAGCGAAGGCUCGUUGCCUCACAGCGAUGGAUCUUGGACUGUCAGUGAGACGGCCGAUGAAGGAUGGACACAACACUUCAUUGAUUACGAACAAGAGAUUGAAAAUUUUGUCGAAAAUGUAGGAAAUGUAGGAAAAGAGUAAACUGAAAUGCACAUUCUUUUUUGAUUUUCAUUGGUUUUGAUCUACAUUCAAAUUAUUUAUUUCAA
Messenger RNA from Halichondria panicea, 1866 nucleotides. RefSeq names its product glucose transporter GlcP-like. Lineage: Eukaryota; Metazoa; Porifera; Demospongiae; Suberitida; Halichondriidae. The coding region runs from base 92 to 1801 and encodes 569 amino acids. The record is from RefSeq and is a predicted model, not a curated record. The transcript has 14 exons. Gene Ontology annotation, cellular component: membrane. Gene Ontology annotation, molecular function: carbohydrate:proton symporter activity. Gene Ontology annotation, biological process: transmembrane transport; carbohydrate transport.